This is a messenger RNA of Sycon ciliatum, 2432 nucleotides long. Its product is annotated as terminal nucleotidyltransferase 5D-like. The transcript has a single exon. Lineage: Eukaryota; Metazoa; Porifera; Calcarea; Leucosolenida; Sycettidae. Gene Ontology annotation, molecular function: poly(A) RNA polymerase activity; RNA binding. Bases 474 to 1676 code for a protein of 400 amino acids. The record is from RefSeq and is a predicted model, not a curated record. Gene Ontology annotation, biological process: mRNA stabilization.
CUUUUCUUUGCUCCCGAUCGAUCGCCUGCCCCUGGUUAGCUGCCGACACCAUCAAACACCUCGUGCUAACUGGCUUGCGAAACCCAUUGUCAGGUUAUCUUCAUCUUUUGACCUUGUUUACUUACCUCUCCGCAGCACAAUUCUUGUGAGUGUGCCAGGUGUAAUCAUAGUCUGUCUUGCUUCUAGCUGGGUGAAGAUUUCCGCAGUGUGAUUCCUACUAUAUGCGGUGUGUCCGUUGCACUUCUCUCUUGUACCUGUGAGUUCUCAACAUUCGUCUUGCAGUUCAGCGUGGUGUGUCGUAGACGUAGGAGACCUUUUUCUCAAGUUACGCGAGGUGUCGAAACCCAACUCGCAAUGGUGAUAGUUUUAUAGGACAGUGACAGGUCAACACCACCUGGGGCUCUUAGCCCGGAGGAUAUUAGCAUUCGUCGGUCUGGUUUCGUCUGUCCCCUGGAUCACUUGUUCGUUUCACGAUGACUUCCACCCUCCAACUUCUCUCUGCGGAGCAAAAAAUCAAGCUUGAUGCCGUGCUUUCUGACCGAAUUGCUAUCCACCCGGACAAGGUUUACUCCUAUCCUUUAGUUCACGUAAAGCCAGUGGACCUGUUGUUGGCUUUGCAGGAGAAUUUGCAGCAGCGAGCCGAGACGAUUUCCGUGAGAGAUUUUCGUUUGAAUGGCAGUGCAGCGGCGUAUGUCGUAGCAGGUACUAAUCCAGACUACAACGAUAUUGACAUGAUCGUCAAUGUUGACUUGUCGAGCUCAGAUGAUUUGGAUUACCUACGAGAUGCCCUGAUGCUGUCCUUCACUACUGCGGCUGAGAAGGGAGGAAUGAUCAAUUUAGAGAAGAAACCGUUCGUACUAGCUCGAACUUAUAUUCGAAAAAUGAUCAAGGUUGAUCAAGGUGGAGUUGGUGACCUCUGGUCAAUGGUAGCCCUACGUAAUGCUGGUGGUUGUAACAUCGAGGUGAAGUUCGCUGCUCGCCUCAAGAGACAGUUUGAGUUCUCCAUCGACUCUUUCCAGGUUCUACUUGGUGACUACAUGGAGUUCAAGGCAGCCAAUGAUCAGGACUUGCUGUUGGAAGAAAGUCCCGACAUGUAUGCUCUGUCUGUGUGGGGUGACUUUGAGGAGGCCUGUGCCCACUACCGCGACAAAAUCAUCAUGACCGACAAUCCAGAGGCGAUAUUCGGCGGCGGGCUCCUCAAGUACUGCCGGCUACGUUGCCUAGGCUACCUGACAGCUGGAAAUCGCACUGAAACGCAGCAGCUGGAGCGCUACAUGUGUUGCCGGUUCUUCAUUGACAUCCCGCGGUCCGGGCGAGUUGUGGAUCGCAUUCGUAAUUACAUGGAUAUGCAUUUCCUCAACCAUGGCGAGCAGGUGCGACCAUUCCUUCAGCUUCUCUAUGACACCGUGUACCGGUCAUCGCAGUGCUUGAUGAGCAAGGAUCGCUCCGAGGCUCUGAUGGCCGUCGCUAGCCUGCUAUCGCAAUGCCACCAACCACUCGUUAUCGCCACCGCACCGCACCAGUCGCGCGUCGUGCCCGGCUUCUGCCCCGUCAUCACGCACUACAUUCAACAGCCGGCGCGACGAUCGUCACCGCGCCUCUCUAACCGCCCGUGCAUGGCGCGCGUGGCACGCAUCCAUACGUCCUCGCCGGCCACUGUCGCCCCGUUUGCAUAGUCCUUCAUUACAUGUAAGUAUUCUUAGCUUAUUCCUUGUGCUUCUGCAUUGUCUGCACCCCUGUACUACUUUUAUUUCUCAUGCCAAAGCUUAUAUUUAUGACUACAACCUACUCAUGGCAACAUUUGCGUUCAAUAUGCAUGACUUUCUAUGGUGAUCAGGCUAGAUUUACUCCCAUGCAUGAAAGUAGCCCCCGUAGGGCAAAUUGAUACUCCUGUUUAUUGAAAACCGACAGUACCAACAUGUACUUUCUUCUUUUAGCUUUCAAGUCGCCCAUUUGCGAUAAAAAAAAAUAUUCAUGACAAUACGGACAAUCCAUUCAAUUGUUGGAUCUCCCAGAGCCCCCACCCUCUCCUUUCCCCUACCAUAUUUCUUUCCCCGUUCCUCUUUUCCUCUGCGCAUUUUCUUACCUUUGCUCUCUUGGGUUAGGCAUCGUGCGUACCAAGCCAAUUCUUAUAUGCCUUAGGUCUAAAAUCCGAAACUCUUUAGCGUUCUCCGGCUGUCAUUUCUUUCUUACGCGCUCAGUUUGAUACCUGUAGCCUUUUUUUCUGUCUCACCCCAUCAUCUUGAUGUUUUCUCUCCCCCAUCAGGCUGCUUGAUGCAACUUUAGGACAGGUCAGUCAGCUACUAUUGCUUUUUAUGAAUCGAUUCAACAGUUUUAUCCUCUAUACUUCGAUACCCUUAUUUAUGUGCUCAUGAAUUCUGUACGAAAUAUUAUGAAAAAAUGGAACAGCAUGUAAGCUGAAAAUAUGUUAA